CGUUUGCCGCUUGUCUUCCAGCAGUUAUUUACUAAAAUUCUGACAGUAAAGAUGGUUUCACAAACCACGGCUCCCCCGGCGGAUGAACGUAACAUUGAAAUAAAAGCACGAGUUGGUUCAGACGAGGAAUUUACCAAGCGCGUGGAAAUUGCCAAGACACUUACCAAAUCCAAUGGAGAGGUUAUAGUUCAACGUGAUGUCUUCUUCAAUUCACAAAGUGGUCGCUUAAAAUUGCGUUAUCUACAGCCACCGGCCAGGUCACAAUUGGUCUACUAUGAUCGUCCCGAUGUGGCCGGUCCCAAACUUUCGAAAUUCAACAAAAUCGAAGUGGAUGAACCCGAGGUAUUGGAGAAAAUUCUAACACAGAGUAAUGGUGCCAAAGGCAUUGUGGCCAAAACUCGUUAUUUAUUCAUGUACGAACGUACGCGCAUACAUUUGGAUAAAGUUGAGCAGCUGGGCAACUUUAUGGAAUUUGAAGUGUGUUUGCUGCCCGAACAAACCAUAGAAGAGGGACAGGCAGUGGCUGAUAAGCUGAUGAAAGAGUUUGGAAUACAAGAGGCAGAUUUAAUGACGGGAGCUUAUUUUGAUGAAAUUAAAUCAUAAUUGUAAAAGGUGAAAAAGUGAUGCGGGGUAAGAUGAUGUGAUGUGUACACAACAAACCAAUACAAGAAUAAAUGUUUAACUUGUGGUGAAAAAA
Molecule: messenger RNA, 697 nt
Organism: Stomoxys calcitrans (stable fly)
Lineage: Eukaryota; Metazoa; Arthropoda; Insecta; Diptera; Muscidae
Exons: 1
Coding region: 52-603 (183 amino acids)
Source: RefSeq, a predicted model, not a curated record